Messenger RNA from Gasterosteus aculeatus aculeatus (three-spined stickleback), 3441 nucleotides. RefSeq names its product thymocyte selection-associated high mobility group box (gene tox). Gene Ontology annotation, cellular component: nucleus. Lineage: Eukaryota; Metazoa; Chordata; Actinopteri; Perciformes; Gasterosteidae. Gene Ontology annotation, biological process: leukocyte differentiation; regulation of transcription by RNA polymerase II. The record is from RefSeq and is a predicted model, not a curated record. Gene Ontology annotation, molecular function: chromatin DNA binding.
UUGUAGGACUGGCUUAGCAGCGGAGGCGGAGGAACAUUCAUCAGAGUCCCAGACAGGGACAGACAGGGUCCAGCAGCGUCCCCCUGUCCGAACCACCUAGCAACGUCAAAAACGAGCGAAGGGACCUUUUCCAAAGUGCACCGUUCAAAGUGUGGAAGAAGCGCGUUUACCGGGGAGUUGGCGUCUCGCGGCGGCGCGCGGAGGAGAGCAUCGCUCCAAACUUCCCCGACUCCAUGAGCUCCGUCAAGGGUUAUUCUCCCUGAAACCGGCGUUUCUUCUCCAGCAGAAGCUCCUGCUAUCAGACGUGGGGGGGUUGGUUCGCCUAAAAAGCAUCUAACUUAGAAAAGGUUCAGGUUUUUAGACAUUCCCCGAGAAACUAGGAGGACGGACGGAGCGAGAAGUGGAUGUAUCUCCAGCCAUGGAUGUAACAGUUUACCCGCCUCCUCAUCAGCCGCUGGCCGCGUCGGACCACACCAGGUUGGGACAACUCUCCUACCCGGACUCGUCCUACGGGACCAGCAAGCUGGACGGAGACACCAUGUUCCUGGGUAUGCCGGAGCAAGUCCUUGACUAUGCCUCGACCAAUCAGUUUCGUGUGCCACAGCCCCCUCACCCUCUGGGCAAGGUGACGCCCCCCAACCAGCCCUCCCAUCACUGGAGGAGGGACACACACAUGGCCGACUCACACCGCCUGCCCUGGUCCUACUCAAUGGGCGGUUUGGGCGACGAGGACUUCAACAUCCCGCCCAUCACUCCCCCCACCCUGCCGGACCACAUGCUGCCCCCCCACCUACCACACGAUUCCCGCUCCGGACCGUACCACCCUCUGGACGGCCCCUCCAGCUCCGCUCAGCCCCACCCCUACCAGCUGCAGGGCCUGGAUCUGCCCGACGGGGCCACCAUGCUGAACCCAGCUGGGCGCACCUUCAGUCCGGAUGGGGGUCCGAUGACCAGCACCCUGUCGGUGAUGCAGCAGAUGGUGAACUCUGACUCCCGCUUCACCAGCAGCCAGCAGCCAAUCGAGGCGGCUCUCGGACCAAGGAGCCAAUCGGGCUUAAGCCAGAAAAGCCAGUUGUCCACCAUCAACCAGUCCCAGCUGGGGCUGAGUGGGAACUCUGUCCCCCAUAACUCUCCCUCCCCCCCUGGAAGUAAGUCGGCCACGCCGUCUCCCUCCAGUUCAGCCCACGAGGACGACAAUGAGGAGGGACUCAGGCUGGUCAGUGGAGAGAAGAGGCCAGCGGCAGUGGACAUCGCCAAGAAGCCCAAAACACCAAAGAAGAAGAAGCGAAAGGACCCCAAUGAGCCGGUGAAGCCGGUGUCCGCCUACGCCUUGUUCUUCAGGGACACACAAGCCAACAUCAAGGCCCAGAACCCCAACGCCACCUUUGGGGAGGUGUCAAAGAUCGUGGCGUCCAUGUGGGACGGGCUGGGAGAGGUGGAGAAACAGCUGUACAAGAAGAGGACAGAGACGGCCAAGAAGGAGUAUCAACAACUGGCUGCCUACAGAGCCAGUCUGGUGUCACAGAGCUACAACGAUCCCUCUGAAAUGAAGCCCCCCCACCCUUCCUCCACCCCUCCCUCCUCCUCAAUGUUUACCUCUAAAUCCUCGGUGUACCCCGGUCACUCCGGUUCAAUGGCCCACCCGCACUCCCUCCCUCCCCACCCCCAUCAGCACCCGAGCAUGUACAUGCCGUACCCUCACCCGUCGCACCCUUCCCACGCCUCCAGCCCCGGCCUCAGCCCGCACCUGCCCCCACCUCACUCCCAGAUCCACCCCCAGCUCCAGGCUCUGUCCUCAAGGGGCACCGUGCCGCGGCCCAGCGUCCCCCACCAGGGAGUUCUGUCCCUGGGUGGCAUGGCGGCAGCGUCCCCUCCUCCUCUCCAGGUCAGCCCUCCUCUCCACAGCCAGGCACACCUGGGGGGGCUGCACAGUCCACACCACCAGCACCACCAGCACCAGCACCACCAGCACCACCAGCAGCUGAGUGGACACUCGCUUGGAAUGGCGCACUCGCCUGGCAUCCCACAGGGCUACCAUCCAUCCCUCCAGUCUGACUACCAGCAAAUAGGGGGAGGAAUGCUUAACGGCGGAGGGAUGAUGUCAUCAUCAGUGGACUACCAUCAGCUUGGUCGACACGCGCCCAACCACCACCCCUCUCUGGACUGGAGCAACGAUUACCAUGGCAACGGCGGCCUGCAGAGGGACAAACCUCUCUAUCUGAGCUAAUCUCAGGACAAGAUGACGGCAAAUCUUCCACGCCGAGGAACACACGACAAGCCUGACCCGCCACGGAGGACUCACCCACCGACACGCGAGCUACACCCGAGUUCAGCGCUCCAACCAGAAGCCUGAGCAGCAGAAGGGGACUUUUCUGCUGCAAAAAGUUUCCGGUCCCUGCAUGUCCCACGGCCGGUCGUACCGGGUUUCUGGCUCUAUUUUUUUCUACCGAUUGUCUGGACCGAUUGCUAUGCUUUGAAUUGAAGUUGUGUAUCCCAGCGCGGAGAGGCGGUGUGCUGUGAACCACGACCAUAGGUGUACAUACUCCUCACAAAGGGACGUUCUGUCUAAUAUCCUGUCCUCCCUAAACAAAUGAAACCCCUUAUCUAGUUCUUCAUUUGGUAAAGACGCCGUUUACUGUCAGCUCCAAAAAGCUCUGAGGAGCCAAGUGUAAAUUACUGUAACAUAAAGGUUUGAGCUGUCGAUUUAAAGCCAAUUGACUCAUUAUUUUCUUUUUCUUUUGAUCUGAUGUCUCCUUCUGCGACCAAAGGGAACACAGCACGCAAACAAUAAGUAACCAAAUCCUCCACAAACUGUUCUUCACUUCCUGUAAUAGACUGUGAGAUGAUGCCGGAUGGACUCAAGUCCCACACGCACUGAACUCGCAGCGCUUUAAUUGUGUGCGAUUUAAGAGCUUUCAUUGUUCUCGCAGCGACGCUACAAAUUCAUUGUAUUUUAGUCCUUGAGACAACGAAAUGUCAAACAAUUCUUUGUUGGGGGGAGAAAAGAAACGAAAAUAGUCCUUUGGCCGCUGACAGCUCCUCCUCCCGGCAUAUGUCCGUUGGUGAUAUUGAUUCGGAUCCAAACUGCGUGCGAGUGUGUGAGUGAAGUGUUAAUGAGAAGGUUGGUUGGGGCGCACGGUCUCUAUGUCAUCUCUAUUUCUCUGUGCACAGAGGCUAUUUAAUAAGAAACUAUAACUGUUGCUGGGUUGGCUGUGUUUUAUUGUUGUUUUUAUAAUCAAAUACAAGUUUUGUUUUAGUGUUAAUGAUGAUGAGGGACGCAUUUCUCUCUCUGCUCUGUAUCUCUUUGUAUUAAUGUGUUUUUUUUGGCAGAUGAAAGGACUCUGGGCAACAACAACCAUGAAGAUUUUCUUAUUUUUAGAUUCUAAUAAUGUGUUUGAGAAUAAAGUCAGCGCUGCAUUGAUGUGCAGUCAUUACUCCAAA